Messenger RNA from Brassicogethes aeneus, 2553 nucleotides. Lineage: Eukaryota; Metazoa; Arthropoda; Insecta; Coleoptera; Nitidulidae. The record is from the annotation of a GenBank genome assembly.
UUUAGUUUUUAACCUGUGAGGUUUACAGUUUGUUAAAAAAGUGGGCAUUUUUUAUUAUUAAGAUGAAUAUUAAUAAUAGGAUGGUGUAUAACUAUGCCCCCAUGAUGGUUCUUGAGAGCGGCAGGGGCAAUAGAAAGAUAGCUGACAACGUAUGCACCAUAAUAAAAUUCAAACGUGACUUGGAAAAACGAAAAAUACACAGCACCCUGAAAAAUCAACACGUUUACUUGGAAAAACCAAGCGAAUCCGAACUUUCGUCAAAUGGUAAUGGAAGGGCGUGGAUGAAUGGGCACGUAAAACCAGAGGAUAAACAGUCGACUUUGUCUAGAUAUUGCACCACAGAACGGCAGAGAACCCCACCAACAAACUACCAGGCCAUCAAAAGAACAUGUCGCGAAAGAGGAUCUCUGUACGAAGACCCAGACUUUCCCACCAACCAAAAAUCCCUGUACCACCACAAAAAACCGUCCCUGCAACCGUUAGUAUGGAUGCGACCUCACGAAAUUUGCCAGCGCCCAAAAUUUAUAGCGGAAACAAACCCAGAAACGUACAGAUUUGCCGUAGAAGCAGGCGAGUUGGGAGACCAAUAUUUGUUGAGUGCUGUAGCAUCUUUGGCUUUAACUCCGAAAUUUUUGGACCGGGUUGUACCACCCGAACAAGGUUUCGAUACUACGGCUUCCUAUUGCGGAGUGUUUAUAUUUCGUUUCUGGCAUUUUGGAGAAUGGAGAGACAUAGUGAUAGACGACAGGCUACCAACCUACAAGGGUAGAUUGGUACACCUGCACAGCUCAAAUAAUACUGACUUCUGGGCUGCCCUGCUAGAAAAAGCCUAUGCCAAAUUUUAUGGUUGUUACGAAAAUUUGCAGCAAGGCUCUACGACAAGGGCGCUUCAAGAUCUGACAGGUGGUAUCGUGCAAAGUUUCGGGCUGACCCACCAGGACAGGUUCUUGACUUUUCAAGUGCUUAACAGCGCCGUCCCCAGGUCUAGCCUCUUAAUAGCGACAAUAACUCAGGAAAAAGACAAUAAGCGCCAGUUAAGACUGCGCAACGGCCUUAUAACGCACCACGCGUACAGCGUGACGGGAUUGGCUAGAGUGCGAGGCGCAACAGGUGAAACCCCGCUAGUUCGACUUCGGAACCCCUGGGCGAGAGGGGAAUGGACUGGGGCGUGGAGCGAGAGAUCCUGGGAAUGGGACGGACUUUCUAACCGCGACAAAGAGUUGCUUAGCGUCAGGGUGACCAACGAGGGAGAAUUCUGGAUGUCAUUCGACGAUUUCGCUAGACAUUUCACGCAGCUAGAUUUAGUGCAUAUAGGGCCGGACGAUUGGAUGAUGGAAGGGGCGCUUCAUUCCAAACAGCCUUGGCGCGCUGUUUUGGCGCGUAGAAGAUGGCGGGCUGGAUAUAACGCUGGAGGUGGCCCCACUUAUACAGAAACCACCGCUAUGAACCCGCAGUUUCACGUUCAGAUUCCCAGGAGUUCCAGUAAUAAAUGUCAUGUGGUUGUUAGUAUUACGCAGUAUUAUGAGACUAGUAUACAAGAUGUAAAGAAAAAGAAGCCCUUAUAUGCUAUUGGGUUUGCUGUCUAUGAAAUACCUCAUUCUAUGCAGAGGUUGACUCCACAUUUUGUGACGGAACAAAAACCUCUGGACGUAACCAAUCACUCUGUAGCAAGGGAGGUGGUUACAUUCUUUACUUUACCUCCAGGUGAUUACAUAGUGGUCCCUCAAACAAAUAUACCAAAUCUGGAUGGUAAAUUCCUACUCAGAAUUUUCACUGAUGAACAGAGCAACAUUUGGGAAGUAAAUGAAGACAACGUGAUAAUACGCAACAUAUCCUCUGAAUUCGUAGACGAAAAUUCAUCACCAAUCCUGGUAAACCCCAUUUAAAAAUCCCUAACAUUUCAUGCAACCUUUUUUUCAGACGGAUAAUAAGUCAGUUCUCUCCAAAAUGCUUCUUAAAUACCCACCUGAAGUCGAUGCUAGUCAACUACAAAAAAUCUUGAAAUCACAAUGGAAAGCCUACCUAACAGAAAAACCAACUUUGGAACUCUGCAAAAGCCUUAUUAUGCUGAGGGAUUACAAUAUAAGCGGCAGAAUAACCCUUAUCGAUAUACCUGUGUUGAUGCACAUGCUACAGUUUUGGAGGAUGGCGUUCCAAAAAUUCAGCCACAACAACGGCAAAACAUCAAGCUACAACCUAAGAGCCUUACUUUGGGAAGCAGGGUGUACAGUUAGCAAUAAGGUUUUAGAAUGCUUAGUGUUAAGAUUCGCCAAAAAUCGAAUUUUAACCACAGAAAAUUACAUUAUGGCCUUGGUGAGGUUGCAUUUGUCCCAUGAGAGGUACCAUAAUUUGGACACCAAAAUGAAGAGCAACCCUUUGUCGUUAGAAGAAAUGAUUCUAAUGACGAUAUAUUCGUAAUGUCAGUAUAAACCAAAGAUAUUGUAUAUAAUAUGUUACAUAAUGUAUAUUUUGUAUAUAACUUAAUAAUUUAUUUAACUCGUAUGACGUAUGUGCAAUGUAUUGAUAUAGACAAAGAUUAUGUAGUUAUUGGAA